Eleginops maclovinus (Patagonian blennie) is the source of this 3066-nucleotide messenger RNA. It is a transcript of the gene ada2b, whose product is annotated as adenosine deaminase 2b. Gene Ontology annotation, molecular function: adenosine deaminase activity. The record is from RefSeq and is a predicted model, not a curated record. Bases 120 to 1661 code for a protein of 513 amino acids. Gene Ontology annotation, biological process: adenosine catabolic process; inosine biosynthetic process. The transcript is spliced from 10 exons. Lineage: Eukaryota; Metazoa; Chordata; Actinopteri; Perciformes; Eleginopidae.
CAUGCUCCACUGAUAGCGGAGUCUUUUUCUGUGACUGCUGAGCUGAGACACAGGACACCAGAAGCUCCCGCUCACUUCAUCUAACACAGCAAGUCUGCUCUUGUGGAGGGAGUGUACUCAUGUUCUUGCUCCCUCCUGUGGCAAAUGAGGACAUGGUGAUGUCCAUCUGCCAGACUGUGGUCACUUUUGUGCCACUUCUGUGGUUUGUGAGACUGACUGAGGGGAUGCCUGACCCUGCUCAGAGGGACCUGCUGAUGCGUCAGGAGGCGUUCAGGCAGACGGGAGGCCGAAUGGCACUGACGGCCACCGAGCAGAAGCUGGACCUCCAUCUCCAUCAAUUAAAGGAGCAGGAGAUGUCUGCUGCACUGUUCCCCCCUGCAGUCCACUUCUUCAAAGCAAAGCCUUUCAUCCAGAAGAGUCCAAUUUUCAAACUCCUGCAGGAGAUGCCCAAAGGUGCAGCGCUGCACAUCCACACCUCCUCUCUGGUUGGAGUUGAAUGGCUGGUGAAAAACGUCACCUACAGGCCGCACUGCUACAUCUGCUUCACCUGGGACAACUCCGUCCGCUUCUUGUUCUCCGACCGCCAGCCAUUCCCACGUUGGGACUGCUUUUACUGGCAGCCGCUCGAGACCUUGAGGGCCAGGAUAGGAAACACAGAAGGCUUUGAUAACAGUUUAAUGCAGCACCUCACACUGUUCACUGAGGAUCCGGAGGGGGAGUAUCCGAGCCAAGAGGUUGUGUGGGAGAAGUUUGAGAAAGCCUUCAUCGCAGCUGCGGGGCUCAUCAGCCACGCGCCCGUGCUGAGGGAUUACUUCUAUAAAGGCCUUGAGGAGCUUCUGCAAGACAACAUCAUGUAUCUGGAGCUGAGGAGCGGCCUCUCGAGGACGUAUGAGCUCGAUGGAAGCAUUCAUGAUAAGGUGUGGGCUCUGAAAACAUUUCAAGAAGUUACAAGGAAAUUUAUCGAGGAUCAACCGGACUUUCUCGGGGCUCGUAUCAUCAUUUCUGUUCACAGGGCUCUGAGUGUAUCCGAGGUGAAAGCAGCGGUGAAAGAAGCCAUUCAGCUGCAAAAGGACUUCCCAGAUGUUGUUGCAGGAUUUGACAUGGUUGGCCGGGAGGACAGUGGGAGGACUCUGUGGUACUUCAGGGACGCUCUUUCUCUGCCAGCUGAAAUGGGUGUCACGCUGCCAUACUUCUUUCAUGCAGGGGAAACAGAUGAGGAAGGCACUGACGUAGAUCAAAACCUUCUGGACGCCCUUCUGUUCAACACCACACGCAUCGGGCACGGCUUUGCUUUGGCACACCAUCCACUGGCCAAAGAGCUUUCUAGGAAAAGAAACGUAGCUGUGGAGCUGUGCCCCAUCUCAAACCAGGUGCUGAAACUGGUAUCGGACCUGAGGAACCACCCUGCAGCUGUGCUGAUGUCUGAGGGCCACCCUAUAGUGAUCAGCUCUGAUGACCCGUCUCUGUUCGGCACCACAGGCCUCUCCUACGACUUCUAUGAAGCCUUUGUUGGCAUCGGAGGGUUAAAAGCAAACCUGGGUACUCUGAAAGAGCUGGCUCUAAACUCCAUCAGGUACAGCUCCUUGCCAGCCCAUAUAAAAGACACGGGUCUCGUCAUGUGGCAGAACAAAUGGGACGCCUUCAUCUUUAAUCACACAUAAAAACCACACAAUGGAUCCUGAUCAACUUGAAUUAUGGUUGUCAAAGCGAUUAGCUAUAGCAAACAUCUUACGCUUUUAUUUGAAAAAUUGACACUACUGUUUGUGUUAUUGUUAAAUUGUUAAACAUACCCUCAGUUCUGGUCUGAUGUAUUAAGGUAUACAUUUUUAAAAACUACUUGGGGAAUUUGACAGUUAACUAGCCUACUGAAGUCAUGCAGACGGUCUGUUUACUGACAAUAUUUUCCUCUCAUUAGGGUUUUCCACACAAAACAAGUAAAAGCAAAUGUUCACAUAAAAUGGCCAUUCAAUGGUAGUUCAUUUUGUGUUAAUAUGUUAUUUUUAAAAACAAUUAUUAAAUACAUUUUGUCAAAACUUUACUUGCAGAGUUGGCUCUUGUCGUCCAAAGCAAAAAUGCAAACUUGCCCCAAAAACAAACAUGUCUUUCAUUGAGCUGCCAUUUGUCAUUGAAUCAUGGCUCCAUUAUCAUCUUGUCUUUUGAACCCUGCCCACCAAGCCAGCCUUUGAUGAGAUGUUGUAUCUUCCAUUUCUGACCAGUGCACUGCUGAAUAACCAGUCUAUAAUAGCCGUCUCCAGCUACCAUAAUUUCCAGACACCUCCUUGUUUCUCUGUUCUGGAUAGCUCCGUUCUGGAAAAAAGAAAAACAUGAUUAUUUUUCUCCAAAAAGACUGACUGCUUUUGUGCAUAUUUAUAUUACAAUGGUAUUAAAAAAAUACCUGUUUAAAAACCCACAGCAUGUGGAGUUUCUUCUGCUCGACCAUUUUGCACUCGUACAGUUCUGGGUAGACUCCGGAGCCAGGGUCCACCAGACAGCGGUUGCUGUUGUACUUGUGAGAUUUUAUUCCACCAAUGUAGAGUUGUCCAUUGGAGCGAUAAUAACAGUGCUACAAUAAAAAGGCAAUUAUAAACCAAAAUAAACUCGAAAAUUCCGAUCAAAUAAAUGUUGGUUUUUUUAUAUAAGGGGGACCCUUAUCCAAAAUAUAAUUUGUAUAAAUUAGGUUGACACUCAUCAAAAAACAUACUUUUCAAAUAUGGGGGUCCCUUAUCAAAACACAUAGUGUUUUCAAAAAGUUGUUCAAAAGUACAAUGGAAAAUGGCCCCCACCUGAAAUGUGUGUUUUCUUAUAUUGUACUUCUUAAAUAUACAUGUAAAAAUAUAUUACACAAUAGUGUUCAUGUGUUAAUAAGGCCACUUUUCAAAUGGUUUCAGUCAAAGUUGUAAACAUUAUUUCUAACAAAUCUUACUUGAUAAAAAAGUCCAAUAACUUAUUUGCAUAAUAAGCUUGAAAUAUACCCUUCAUCUUUCCCCUUAUUAUAAGCAAUCUAAAGCCUCUGUUUUUAGGAAUGAACUGCCAACAAAAUAAAUGAAACCAUAUGGAGAGCUGGGA